Molecule: messenger RNA, 1055 nt
Organism: Stegodyphus dumicola
Lineage: Eukaryota; Metazoa; Arthropoda; Arachnida; Araneae; Eresidae
Gene: Mlp60A
Product: Muscle LIM protein at 60A
Biological process (GO): sarcomere organization; muscle tissue development
Cellular component (GO): Z disc; nucleus; cytoplasm
Molecular function (GO): actinin binding; structural constituent of muscle
Source: RefSeq, a predicted model, not a curated record
AACACUAAGGCAAGAGUGUUUCGAAUACCCUCGCUUUCGAACUCGGGAUUUUGUACACUUAGUGCCUCCGAGGCUUAUCGAGAAGUCAGCAGCGUUUUGUGGGAGUGCCACCUUCAAGAACACUUGGUUUUUUUUCUUCUUUUGCUGCUUCAUUCCUCAACGAAGGUGAAAGAUGCCUUUCACACCCGUAGAACAGGCUAAAUGCCCCAAAUGCGGAAAAUCCGUCUAUGCUGCAGAGGAAAUGUUGGCUGCUGGAGCCAAAUGGCACAAAACUUGCUUUAAGUGCGGACUUUGCCAUAAGAGGUUAGACAGCACCAACGCAACAGAACACGAUGGCCUGUUGUACUGCAAACAGUGCUAUGGCCGAAAAUUCGGACCCAAGGGUUAUGGAUUUGGUGGUGGAGCUGGAUGUCUGAGCAUGGACAAAGGAGAACAGUUUGGAAACACAGAAUGUGCCAUGAGCAACAAGCCCACUUUGGACCCAACUUAUUCUACUUAACUUUCCAGCAAGUUAUUUAUUCUGUAUAGAACUGUUCCGAGUGAUCUGCUCUAAUACAACAAAAACAGAAACUAAGUGCUUUAUAAACAGGAAAAUAUGCGUUUCUUUUUUAAACUUAUUUUUGUCCACUGUUAAUUCUAAAUAUCAAAAUCAAGUUAAUAUCCUGAAGAUGGCAACGACAAUGUACCUGUUCUCCAUUUAGUUUGCUGCCAUAAUUUAAACGCUUAAAAAUAUUGGAAUAUGCUCAAUGUUAUACGACAGUACCGAUUAUCUUUGUGUGCUUUUAAAAGAAAUACGCAAGAUUUACAUCCAGGAUUACAAUGGAAAUGUUUUCCCUAAAGCAAAAGAAUAUGGAAUGAAAGUAUAUUUUUCCGCAUUAAAAAGUGUUUGUAAAAUGUGAUGAAGCAAUUUUAGAUGAAUGUUUCAUUAGCUAUCUUUCUUUAUAUAAAUGUUCCUAAUGUUUUGAUAAAUUUAGGUUUAAGAAAAGUUGCUGGUAACGGUGCUGUGUAUUACAAAUCAUGUUCAUGUUUCAAAUAAAUUACAAUACAGUUUCGAA